Molecule: messenger RNA, 303 nt
Organism: Fulvia fulva
Lineage: Eukaryota; Fungi; Ascomycota; Dothideomycetes; Mycosphaerellales; Mycosphaerellaceae
Exons: 1
Coding region: 1-303 (100 amino acids)
Source: RefSeq, a predicted model, not a curated record
AUGUUCAUCUUUCGACCUCGGUACCCAGAACAAGCUCGAGAAAAGGAGCUCGACACAGCGAUAGUCCACAGACCGCAUGCCCCCGACCGCAUCCUCCAGAAUUUAUCAGAGCCGAACCAAGUACCUCAGCAAAGAACUGCAGCACGAAAGCUUACACAGCCAACGGAAGCAGUCUACACGCUGGACACACGUCCGCUGUGGCAUGACUUUGGGAAAGACGACUGGCAAAGAAAGAGCGAGGAGAGGGAGUACAGGCUGGAGGGCUUUGUCGUUUGUUCCGACACUACAUCAAGACCACCGUGA